Molecule: messenger RNA, 873 nt
Organism: Dryobates pubescens (Downy woodpecker)
Lineage: Eukaryota; Metazoa; Chordata; Aves; Piciformes; Picidae
Gene: SYF2
Product: SYF2 pre-mRNA splicing factor
Exons: 7
Coding region: 38-805 (255 amino acids)
Cellular component (GO): catalytic step 2 spliceosome; Prp19 complex; post-mRNA release spliceosomal complex
Source: RefSeq, a predicted model, not a curated record
UGCGCGGGGCCCGCAGCGGAAGUGUUCAUCGUCAGCCAUGGCGGCCGCGGCCGUGUCGUCGUUGGGCAGCUUGGGCACUCCCGAUCCCGAUGCGGGGGGCUCCUCGGGCUCGGAGGAUGAGGCGAAGCCCGGCACGGCGGCAGCGGCGGCGGCGCAGAAACGAGAGGAGCGGCUGCGGAAGUUCCGGGAGCUCCAUCUGAUGCGGAACGAAGCUCGCAAACUGAAUCACCAAGAAGUAGUGGAAGAAGAUAAAAGGCUUAAAUUGCCUCCAAACUGGGAAGCCAAAAAGGCUCGGCUGGAGUGGGAGCUGAAGGUGGAAGAAAAGAAAAAGGAAUGCGCAGCCAGAGGAGAGGACUACGAGCGAGUUAAGCUGCUGGAGAUCAGCGCUGAGGAUGCCGAGAGGUGGGAGAGGAAAAAGAAGAGGAAAAAUCCAGAUUUAGGAUUUUCAGACUAUGCGGCCGCUCAGCUGCGCCAGUACCAGCGGCUGACCCGGCAGAUCAAACCUGACCUGGAGCAGUACGAGAGGCUCAAAGAGCAGUACGGUGAAGCUCUCUACCCCACCUCAGACAGCCUUCUCCACGGGACCCACGUGCCGUCCAAGGAAGGGAUCGACAGAAUGGUGGCAGACCUUGAGAAACAGAUCGAGAAGCGCGAGAAGUACAGCCGGCGGCGGCCCUACAACGACGACGCCGACAUCGACUACAUCAACGAGAGGAACGCCAAGUUCAACAAGAAGGCAGAGAGGUUCUACGGCAAGUACACAGCAGAGAUCAAGCAGAACCUGGAGAGGGGAACAGCUGUCUGAGCUCUCACCCCAGCAGUGCACCCGGGCAGCCCUCUCACAGCUUGGCAGCUCUGGCUCCUGUCACUGUG